CGGCUCCUCUCAGCGGCGGUGGCCCAGGCGGAGGAGUCCGCGGUGGCGGCGGUGGCGGCGCUGUUCCCCGCGCGGUCCGCGGAGCGGGGUCCGGGCUGUGCGACGUCGGGCGGCGGCGGCACUGAGGCCCCGGCCCGACCCCGACCCCGGGUCCCCUCCUCGGCCGCCCCCCGCCCACAGGCUGCCCCUUGGGCCCUGCGUCCCUUCCCCCGCUGGCGGGGCCCGGACAGAAGAUGGUGCAGAAGAAAACAGCCGAACUUCAGGGCUUCCACCGAUCAUUCAAGGGGCAAAAUCCUUUCGAGCUGGCCUUCUCUCUAGACCCGGACCACCACGGGGACUCUGACUUCAGCCCACCGUGCGAGGCCCGCCCUGACAUGCCUGCCAGCCAGCCCAUCGACAUCCCAGACGCCAAGAAAAGAGGCAAGAAGAAGAAGCGGUGCCGCGCUACUGACAGCUUCUCAGGCAGGUUUGAAGAUGUGUACCAGCUGCAGGAGGAUGUGCUAGGGGAGGGGGCCCAUGCUCGUGUGCAGACCUGCAUCAACCUCAUCACCAACCAGGAGUAUGCGGUCAAGAUCAUCGAGAAACAGCCAGGACACAUCCGAAGCCGGGUGUUCCGGGAGGUGGAGAUGUUGUACCAGUGCCAGGGACACAGGAACGUUCUAGAGUUGAUCGAGUUCUUCGAGGAGGAGGACCGCUUCUACCUGGUGUUUGAGAAGAUGCGGGGUGGCUCCAUCCUGAGCCAUAUCCACAAGCGGCGACACUUUAACGAGCUGGAGGCCAGUGUGGUGGUACAGGACGUAGCCAGCGCCUUGGACUUCCUGCACAACAAAGGCAUCGCCCACAGAGACCUAAAGCCUGAGAACAUCCUCUGUGAACACCCUAAUCAGGUCUCCCCUGUGAAGAUCUGCGACUUUGACCUGGGCAGCGGCAUCAAACUGAAUGGGGAUUGCUCCCCCAUCUCCACCCCCGAGCUGCUCACUCCGUGCGGUUCCGCAGAGUACAUGGCCCCCGAGGUAGUGGAGGCCUUCAGCGAGGAGGCUAGCAUCUACGACAAGCGCUGUGACCUGUGGAGCUUGGGCGUUAUCCUCUACAUCCUGCUCAGCGGCUACCCGCCCUUCGUGGGCCACUGUGGCAGCGACUGCGGCUGGGACCGUGGCGAGGCCUGUCCUGCCUGCCAGAACAUGCUGUUCGAGAGCAUCCAGGAGGGCAAGUACGAGUUCCCGGACAAAGACUGGGCCCACAUUUCUUUCGCUGCCAAAGACCUCAUCUCCAAGCUGCUCGUCCGAGAUGCCAAGCAGCGACUGAGUGCUGCCCAAGUCCUGCAGCACCCCUGGGUGCAGGGGUGUGCUCCAGAGAACACCCUGCCCACGCCCAUGGUCCUGCAGAGGAACAGCUGUGCCAAAGACCUCACGUCCUUUGCAGCCGAGGCCAUCGCCAUGAACCGGCAGCUGGCCCAGCGGGAAGAGGAUGCGGCCGAGGAGGCAGCCGCAGGGCAGGGCCCGCCCCUCGUCAUCCGCGCUACCUCACGUUGCCUGCAGCUGUCCCCGCCCUCUGAGUCCAAGCUUGCCCAGCGGAGACAGAGGGCCAGUCUGUCCUCCGCCCCCGUGGUUCUGGUGGGAGACCGCGCGUGACCCCUCCCGUGGCUGUCCAUGUACAUAGGUCGCCCCUGCCCCUGCCCCAUCAGAUCUGAAAGGUUUUUAAGCUACAGCCAGCAGGGACCAGGGCCGCCCUCCCCUCUGGCUGCUUCCCCAGGCUGAGCUCAGCUGAGGGUGGUUUUUAUAGAAGGUUUUUGCUGUUCGGGUUUUUUUCCUCUUUUCCCCAAGCCCCCCCUCUCAUCUUUUGUUUUUAUGUGUUUUGUUUUGUUUUGUUCCUAUUAACAAUGUUCAAAGCAAGUGCCCGGGGAGGAAAGCGGAGGCCGCAUGGCCUGGAGUCCCCUCCGCUGCCCCGUGAUGUUCACCUGUACUGUGAAGGUCUCCCCGCCACCCAGUCACCUGCGCCCCUGCCACCUCCCACGUCGCCCACCUCCAGCCACUUUGCUGUCUUCCAGCACCAGGGGAGUGCACAGGGGCCCCAGCUCCCUUCCCAGCCCUUGGUGUUUUCAGGAAUGGCCCCCUCAGCGGUCUCUUGGCUUGGGGAGGGCAGGGGGUGCUCCGUCUCCAUAGGCAGGGCGGAUGGCUGCCCACCCCUAUUCCUGCCCCCUAGACCUGAGCUCCCACUUGCCCUGUCCCCGAGAGUUGACAAUCGGGGUUUUUCCCAGGCCUGUCUGAGCAGGCCCCUGCCAGCUGGACUCGGCCUUUGACCUUGACCUUAUACUACAGCUGACGGGGAUGUACCCCUCUCCCCCCAGGAUUGAAGCUGGAGCCUGGCAUCAGCCAUGCGCCUCUGGCCCCAGGCAGGCACCCAUCUGCCAACAUGGGAUCCCAAAGUGUCCCCACCCCAUUGGGCACCCGAGUGCCCCUUCUCAGGGCUCAGUCUGGCCACAGCCACGUUCUGCCCCACACCGCCCCUGGGUCUGGCCUUCGGAGGCUCUGCUGGCCCCAUACCCAUCCCUGGAGCUGGAGCUGGACCCAGGGGUUCCCCCUGAGAAUUCCCCACCCUGUUUCCCAAGGGCAGCAUUUUAGCUGUACCCUCUUUCAGGAAAGCAGCUGCAGCUGCCUCAGCUUCCCAUGGGGCACCCAGAAAUGGUCAGGGAGGGUCCCCUGGGUGCCACCCCACCCACAUUUCCCCCCAGCUCCAACCAGGCACCUGGUCAGCCUAUCGGGGGCAGAGGAGCCUGGGCCACACUCCUGUCCUUGGCCAGCCGUGAACUACUAUGCAAUAUGAGUUCCCAUUUUCUACGUGCACGCGUGGCCCUGCAGGUCGGGGGCGCCUGGGCCCCAGUAUGCCCUGCCCAGCCUGGCCCAGGGUCUGCUCAGGUGUCUGGGUCAGGGCAGGGCUGCUUCCUUGGCCUCCAAAUCUGUGGUCGGGAUUGUUUGUUGUGUUUAGUUUUUUUAAAAAAGAAAACAAAAACAAAAUAUCAUCUGACUUGCUUCUCUGUUCUCGAAGAAUACUUGAAUGUUGAGGGGCCUUAUGGGUAGGGGGCUCAGACUCUGCUCAGCCGCCUUCCCCCAAAGUCUCGUACAGUUGUCAGUCUGGGGGGUGGUGGGGGUGCCAUGCCCUCUCCAGUCCGCGGUCUGUGGACUGGCCUUUCCAAAGACCCAGGGGUGCUUCCUGCCCCCACCUCCCAUCGCUUGCCUAUCUGUGGUCCUGCCUACUGGGGGCUCUUCACCUUCUCAAGUGAAAGAACAAAUGGACCUUAGCCUGCCGCAGAUGUCGUGACCACUGGAUUCCAAAUGCAGGGCAAUGAGCAGCUUUCAAUUUUUGUGUUUUUCCCCUCAAGAGGUAGGACUGUCACUUCCUGUUUCCCGCUGUUGCCUCCAUGCUGCAGCAGAGAGGGCAAGUCAGAACCAUUACUGUGAACGAGUGGAUGACCCUGCAGCAGCAGCACUGGCUGAGGGAGGGGACAGCCACGGACGAUGACGUGUAAGAAGACACACUUUGAAACUUUUUUUAAAAAGUGGGACGAGGACAUCCAAGCACUUUAAACAGCAUUGUACCAGGUGAACAGACAGCGCAGAAGUUUUCCUUCACACCAACUGUCAAUGCCAGAAUUUUGUAUUCUGUUUUGUAAGGAUUUAAUAAAAGUCAAAAACCUGGC
This is a messenger RNA of Octodon degus (degu), 3697 nucleotides long. It is a transcript of the gene Mknk2, whose product is annotated as MAP kinase interacting serine/threonine kinase 2. Gene Ontology annotation, cellular component: cytoplasm; nucleus. Gene Ontology annotation, molecular function: ATP binding; calmodulin binding; calcium-dependent protein serine/threonine kinase activity. Lineage: Eukaryota; Metazoa; Chordata; Mammalia; Rodentia; Octodontidae. Bases 234 to 1631 code for a protein of 465 amino acids. The transcript has 14 exons. Gene Ontology annotation, biological process: intracellular signal transduction; peptidyl-serine phosphorylation; protein autophosphorylation. The record is from RefSeq and is a predicted model, not a curated record.